Molecule: messenger RNA, 2100 nt
Organism: Ipomoea nil (Japanese morning glory)
Lineage: Eukaryota; Viridiplantae; Streptophyta; Magnoliopsida; Solanales; Convolvulaceae
Product: homeobox-leucine zipper protein MERISTEM L1-like
Exons: 10
Coding region: 1-2100 (699 amino acids)
Molecular function (GO): lipid binding; DNA binding
Source: RefSeq, a predicted model, not a curated record
AUGAGCAGUCAGAAGAACCCAGAAAACGAGUUGGCUAAUAUGAUCAGAGAUGAAGAAUAUGAGAGCAAAUCCGGCAAUGAUAUCAUGGAAGCACCCUCCGGCGACGAUCAAGAUCCCAACCAACGCCCUAAUAAAAAGAAGCGCCGCCACUACCGCCACACUCAACAUCAAAUCCAAGAAAUGGAAUCGUUUUUCAUAGAAUGCCCACAUCCUGAUGAUACGCAAAGGAAGGAUCUUGGACGUAGAUUAGGGCUGGAGGCUCUGCAAGUCAAGUUUUGGUUCCAGAACAAGCGCAGUCAAAUGAAGGCACAAAAUGAUCGCAGUGAGAACACGCAACUUCGGGCCGAGAACGAGAAGCUUCGAGCAGACAACAUCCGUUACCGGGGAGCACUACUGGGCAACGCCACUUGCCCCAACUGUGGAGGGCCGGCGGCCAUCGGAGAUAUGUCAUUUGAUGAACAACAGUUAAUAAGGAUCGAAAAUGUUCGCCUCAGAGAAGAGAUUGAAAGGAUUACCCAGAUUGCUGCGACGUUUGGGCAUCAGCCAGGGGAGCUGUACAGCGCCGGCGAUCUUCUCCGGUCAGUUUCCGGCCCCAUGGAAGCUGACAAGCAGAUGAUCAUUGAGCUUGCGGUGGCGGCAAUGGAGGAGCUGAUAAGAAUGGCGCAAACUGGAGAGCCUUUGUGGGUUCCUAGUCCAGACAACUCCAGUAAGGUCUUAUGUGAGGAGGAAUAUGUCCGGACGUUUCCCCGAGGAAUCGGCCCAAAACCUCUCGGAUUGAAAUCUGAAGCUUCGCGAGAAUCUGCGGUUGUCAUGAUGAACCACGUUAAUCUCGUCGAAAUUCUCAUGGAUGUGAACCAGUGGUCGAAUGUGUUUGCUGGCAUUGUUUCGAGAGCGAUGACUUUGGAGGUCUUAUCGACUGGCGUUGCAGGGAACUACUACAAUGGAGCAUUACAAGUGAUGAGUGCUGAGUUUCAAGUCCCUUCACCGCUUGUCCCAACACGGGAGAAUUAUUUCGUGCGAUACUGCAAACAACAUUCCGAUGGAACUUGGGCUGUCGUCGAUGUUUCCUUGGACACACUCUCCCGAUGUAGAAGAAGGCCUUCUGGUUGUUUGAUCCAAGAAAUGCCUAAUGGUUACUCUAGGGUGACAUGGAUUGAGCAUGUGGUUGAAGUUGAUGAUCGAGCAGUUCAUAGCAUUUACAGGCCAUUAGUCAACUCCGGCCUUGCAUUUGGAGCCAAACGCUGGAUAGCCACACUGGAUCGGCAAUGCGAACGCCUGGCAAGCGCAAUGGCGGCUUAUAACAUUAUUCCGGCAGUAGACGGUGGAGUAAUAACAAGCCCAGAGGGCAGAAAGAGCAUCCUUAAACUGGCUGAGAGAAUGGUGAUGAGUUUCUGCGCCGGUGUUGGGGCCUCUACUUCUCAGACAUGGACGACGCUGUCGGGCAGCGGCGCCGAUGAUGUUAGGGUUAUGACUAGGAAGAGCAUAGAUGACCCUGGGACACCACCUGGUAUUGUGCUAAGCGCUGCCACUUCAUUCUUCCUCCCCCUUCCACCCAAAACAGUCUUCGAUUUCCUUCGCGAUCAAAACUCCAGAAGGGAGUGGGAUAUUCUCUCAAAUGGCCGUCUUGUUCAAGAAAUCGCACAUAUUGCCAAUGGUCGUGAUCCAGGGAACAAUGUAUCUCUACUGCGUGUUAACAGUGCGAAUUCAAGCCAGGGAAAUAUGCUGAUGAUACUGCAAGAGAGCUGCACGGAUUCAACAGGCUGCUUUGUUAUGUACGCUCCGGUGGACAUUGUCGCCAUGCGUGUGGUCCUAAGCGGCGGCGACCCUGACUACGUCGCCCUCUUGCCGUCCGGCUUCGCCAUACUCCCCGACGGGCCACCCGGCAAUGGAGGGUUGAGCCCUGAGAUUGGGUCCGGCGGAUCACUGAUCACCGUUGCUUUCCAGGUUCUGGUCGAUUCAGUUCCGACGGCGAACCUAUCUCUUAGCUCGGUAGCGACGGUUAAUAGCCUCAUUAUGUGCACUAUGGAGAGUAUCAAAGGUGCAGUCAGGGCCCGCUUUGAGGGCGGGCCGGAAGGGCAUCCGCCAUGGACCCAACCUUAG